AGAUGAGUUAGAACUAUCCAAGUAUGCGCAGUAAGGUGGACGACAGAGCCGGAGUUGCGAGAUUGGAGGAUAUUAACGGAUAGGAUCCUGACAGUUUCUAGUUACGGACUACACAAUAUAGAUUUAUACUGUAUUGCAUGUUACAUUGAGACACGCUGUACAACCGUCCAUAGUGAAGCAGUGAUCUAAACGGGCAACGCAGAAGGAGAGGCGUUUGGCACCGAUUCAUAGAGCGCCUCAUCCUGUUACAACGUCCUGAAUUCGACCUGUUGGAUGAAAAUGGAGAACUGACCGGAGAGACACCAGCUCACUAGCGAGAGAGAGGCAACUCCUCGGCACUACCCGCAGCCUGAUGGCUGGUCUGAAACGUGGCCACGAUGGGAAGAUCGCCGGCCUGUACGACCUGGACAAGACCCUGGGCCGCGGGCACUUUGCUGUGGUCAAACUGGCCCGGCAUGUCUUCACAGGGGAAAAGGUUGCCGUGAAGGUGAUCGACAAGACCAAGCUGGACGCGGUGGCGCGGGGCCACCUGUUCCAGGAGGUGCGCUGUAUGAAGAUGGUGCAGCACCCCAACGUGGUGCGUCUGUACGAGGUCAUCGACACAGCCACCAAGCUCUACCUCAUCCUGGAGCUGGCGGACGGCGGGGACAUGUACGACUGCAUCAUGAAGCACGAGGGCGGCCUCGGCGAGGAGUUGGCCAAGUGCUACUUCGCCCAGAUCGUGCACGCCAUCUCCUACUGCCACCGGCUGCGGGUGGUGCACCGCGACCUGAAGCCGGAGAACGUGGUGUUCUUCCAGAAGCAGGGCCUGGUUAAGCUCACCGACUUCGGCUUCAGCAACCGCUUCCGCCCCGGGGAGAACCUCAGCACCUCCUGCGGGUCGCUGGCCUACUCCGCCCCCGAGAUCCUGCUGGGGGACGAGUACGACGCCCCCGCCGUCGAUAUCUGGAGCCUGGGUGUGAUUCUCUUCAUGUUGGUGUGUGGUCACCCUCCCUUCCAGGAGACCAACGACAGUGAGACCCUCACCAAGAUCAUGGACUGCAAAUACAGCGUCCCCGCACACGUCUCCAACGCAUGCAGAGAUCUCAUAGGUCAAAUGCUGCAGAGGGACCCCAAGAACCGCACCUCUCUGGAACUCAUCGAAGAACACGAGUGGCUGCAGGGCGUCGACCCCUCUCCCGCCACCAAGCUAGCCACGCCCCUUGUGUCCCACCGCAGCCUAUCAGAGGAGGAACACGGCUGCAUCGUCCAGCGGCUGGUGCUGGGGGGCAUCGCCGACCGAGACGACAUUACUGAGGCGCUGGAGGCCAACCGGUACAACCACAUCACGGCUACCUACUUCCUGCUGGCCGAGAGGGUGCUGAGGGAGAGGCAGGAGAAGGAGAACCACAGCCUGAUUCGCUCUGCCAGCCCCAGCAAGGCUCAGUUCAGGCAGUCGUGGCCCACCAGGGUGGACGUGCACCAGGACAUGACGGACGGCCUGGGAGGCCCCGCCAUCUCUCACCCCGGGGGUCCCCAGUCCCCCGCCCGCAGCGCCGAGAGCCUCCACCGGGGACCCAGGCCCAAGACGGCACUGCUGGACCUCAGCCAGAGGAAGCACAUGGCCGACCUGCUGCAGCCCAUGACCCAGAGCCACGAGAGGGUCCUCCGGCCGCUGGCUGUGCCCCAGCCCAACCCUCUGAGGCUCGGCCCCUCGGGGCACCACGCCAAGACCAGGAGCCCCAGCCUCCUGAGUGUGGAGGAGGACGAGGAAGAGGAGGGCGAGCCCAAGCCGCUCCCCUUCCAGGUGGUGCUUCGCCCCAAGGUGGGGUCUUCUUCGCGCUCUCCGGCCAACCGGCUGACGUGUCGCAUGAGCGCCCCGAUCCUCAACCAGAUCCACGAGGAGAUCAGCGACGUGGAAGAGGACGAGGCCGACGGGGCAGAGAAGGAGAGGGCGACCCUGCGUGGACUCGCUGCGCCCAGGAACCUGAACCUAACCUCCAGGCUCUCGGCUCCGCCCUGCGCCACUCUAUCCCCCGAUCGCCUCGCCGGAACGACGCCGGAGUCCUUGGCGACGCCCAGCUCGGAGACCUCUGAGGACGACACGCAAGACGACCCCUGCGAGGCGGGACCCCACGGCGGGACGGUGCCGACGCUCUCCUUCGGCGGGGGCGAACGAGAGCCCAUCGUCCGAGCUCAAGGGCGGAAGGAACGUGGCCCCAAUGAGCCCGCCAGCCCCCCCAACGGCGGGAGUCCGGGGGACGCUCGGGGCAGGGGUUCGGCCAAAGCCCCCAGCGGCCUGGUGGAGAGCCUGAAGCUCAUGAGUCUGUGCCUCAGCUCGCAGUUCCACAAUCUGACGGGGGGCGGCGACAGGAGCGAGGCGGGGGACCACCGGCCGGAGAGGCCCGUGUGGAGGAUGUGCAUGGGCGGCUCCACCGGCAGCCUGGACAAGGUGUCCCUGCUGGGGGGGCCCACGCCCAGGGUGACCCUCCACCGGUCCACCCCUCUGGGGGACUCGUUCCUGGGGGACCCCCUAAUGGACGGGUCCUGCUCGGGCAACCUGAGGCUGAGCGAGCUGGACCUGGCCAGGGAGAACCACCGGAACCUGAAGAACCGGGUGCUGCAGAUGCCGCUGAGCGACAAGACUCUGUCGGUGAACAUCCAGAGGAGCCCCAAGGAGGGCCUGCUCUUCCCCCCCACGCCCCACAGCUGCUGCCAGGUCAUCUGAAGGCCGGUGGACCCCGCCGCACCUCACCUCCACCCCACCUGCCUGGCUGCUACCCCCUUCACCCAACACCACCCCCAGGACUCCGAUCCUCCCUCCUCUACCUCACCCCACUCUCUUCUACCUCACCCCCUGUCUUACUCCUUUUCCCGCCACUCCCUCUCAUCCCUUCUCCCCCUCAUCCCUCUGUCCUCCGCCCUCUCUCAUCUCCCUGCUACCCUCAGAACUAUCACAGUCAACGCCCUUACCCCCCCCCCCCCCCCCCACACCACCCCCAUUCCCCUUUCACCCUGAUGGGGGGUGAGGAAACACAAUUCACCUUCUUAAACACUAUAUUUAGUUGAGUACAGUCAGUGUUUGCGUGUGAUGCACUCACUGCACAACUUAUUUAAGCACCUUGUGUGAGGAUAUCAGGGGAAAAUACAUAACUCUAGGAGCAAGAAGACCGGAUAAGAGACAAUGGCUCGCUGAACCACAUUGGCAUCACAAUCCCCCUGGAGCGCAACAGGAACCGGGGAGGGAGGGAGGGAGGGAGGGAGGGAGGGAGGGAGGGAGGGAGGGGAGCCGUGGUUUCCUCAGUCCCGAGUGACCAUGAAAAGAGUGACCAGCACACAUCUAUUGACUGACUACUCUGUGGACAUGUGUCAGACUUUACACACACGCCAAGCAACCGGUGUCUAUAGGUAAUGCACAUCAGAACAUUUAAGGUGGACGGGCGUUAAAUCAGGGUUUUUAAAGUUGUGUCGUUUGGCCCUGGCUAUAGGGGAGAGUGAGAAUGGAAGAGAAGAGAGAGAGAGAGAGAGCAGUGUUAUUUCAUGUCGAUCACUCGUAUGUCUUGAGGUCUUUACUUUUUUUGCACACUCCGGCCUUUACAACCAUGCAUAUCUGCCUGCACACACAGGCACGCACGCACACACACACACACACACACACACACACACACACACACAAACACACACACACACACACACACACACACACACACACACACACACACACACACACACACACACACGAUGUUUACACAUAGGGUUUUAUUUUUAUUAUUCAUGUGAAACCUAUUUUUUUAAAUAAAUAUUUUAGGCAGUUGUCUUUUUUUAAAUGAUUAUGGCUGACUGAUUUUCAUAUGACUUCUUUAGUUUUUUCAGAUGGCAGGAAUUAGCACCCAACAGAGAGAGACUAUGGCACUUACUUUGAAGUCUGUCCCUGUUGUUGUGUUUGUGUACUUCAAAUGGGCUCUGUAGUCUCAGACAGCAAACACAGUCACUUUGAUCAAAGGUCUCUGUGUCUCCACUACAGUAAGGCAGUGUUUUGUACAUAUUGUGAAUAUCCAAAGACCUUUUAGGGUUAUUAUUCACUGGCGUACAUAUAGUAAUAGUUAAUAGCAAUCAGACUUUUAGAACCUUCUAGAAGGCUGCUGGAUGUGCUUUUCAUUGUUUAAGAGCCAAACGCAACAGCAAAGGGGAUUUAUAAACUAAUGGAAUUGGUGAGUUGAACAUUAUGGAUGGAGAGAUGGCACGAGACAUUUUAUUUAUUUAUUCAUAGGGGAUAAAACAAACUAAUAUUUUUGAAUAUAUAUAUAUAUAUUUUGACUAUGUUGAAUUAUAUUGAGGUGGCUAAAAUCUAUCUAGAUUUGUUUCGUUCUUUCAAUUAUUUAUUUAUUUAUUCAUUUACUUAAAAAUGGAUACUAACGGAACAGGGAGGCCAGUGCAGUAUGCAAUGUUGAAGGUCGGCUUGCUAAUCACACAAUCCCGUACCCAAAUACGCCACUAGAGAGAGUUAUCUAGCUGCUAAUAUUAGCGUUGGGUCAGAACCAAAAAAUCGCGCAUGUCCUCUAGCUUUCAAGGACUAGCCACUUGUUGUGUAGCAUAUUCAAGGACCUAUAAAAAGAAACAGAAACCAACCAAACAAAAUCUUGUGUGAAUAGAUAUUUGACUUAAGUGGUAUGUUUACCCAGUGCAUGUUUUUUACUGUUGCAACUUCAACGUCAUACAGAGGUCAACCCACCUAUAGCGUAUCUAUCCAACAUAAGCUGAUGUGUCACCUCACUGUACCGUAUCCGCACACAGCAAUACCAACAACGGAAAAAUGUACCAACAAACAUGGGUGUGCCAUACAAUUGGUUUUGAACAUAUUGUACUGUAUGAAACAUGAGAUAUAAUACAUGUAUAUUGAAAUAAAAAUCAUGCGAACGGAA
Gadus morhua (Atlantic cod) is the source of this 4901-nucleotide messenger RNA. RefSeq names its product SNF-related serine/threonine-protein kinase. The transcript has 8 exons. Gene Ontology annotation, cellular component: cytoplasm. Bases 353 to 2707 code for a protein of 784 amino acids. Lineage: Eukaryota; Metazoa; Chordata; Actinopteri; Gadiformes; Gadidae. Gene Ontology annotation, biological process: intracellular signal transduction; protein phosphorylation. Gene Ontology annotation, molecular function: protein serine/threonine kinase activity; ATP binding. The record is from RefSeq and is a predicted model, not a curated record.